Molecule: messenger RNA, 1227 nt
Organism: Ostreococcus lucimarinus CCE9901
Lineage: Eukaryota; Viridiplantae; Chlorophyta; Mamiellophyceae; Mamiellales; Bathycoccaceae
Exons: 1
Coding region: 1-1227 (408 amino acids)
Cellular component (GO): VCP-NPL4-UFD1 AAA ATPase complex
Molecular function (GO): polyubiquitin modification-dependent protein binding
Source: RefSeq, a predicted model, not a curated record
AUGUUCCUCCGCGACGCGGCGAAGAAGCUCGAACGGGAGAACGCGCGCGAACAGGGAAGGCUGCGGGACAAGAUCGCGGUCGAGCGCGCGGAAAACGCGCGGAAAGAAGCGUUACGAAAACAGCUCGACGAUGAAAAAAUGCGCGCGAGAGCGCGAGAGCGCGAACAGCGGCGCGCCGAGGAGGCGAUGAUGGUGCAAAACGAAGGCGUGUCGUACGACGCGCGCUUGUUCGCGCAAUCGAGCGAUGCGGCGAGGAGGCGGGGGAUUCGCGCGCGGGGCGAGGACAAGGCGCAACUGCCGGCGAGCGCGGCGGCGAGCGUGGGGGCGAAUCGAAGCGGACGCGCGCACUUUUGCGUGUCGAGAGGAGAGAGGAAGACGCACGUUGGGGUGUUGGAUUACGGGAGCGUGGAUUCGGGGACGAUCGGGCUGCCGGAGCCGGUGAUGCGGACGCUCGGGUUGACGGGGGACGCGGCGCGCGAGGACGGCGCGGACGCCGACGCGAGACUGGUGCGAGUGACGUACGCGGCGCUACCGCUUGGGACGAAGAUGACGCUGAAACCUCGUAUGAAUGAUUUCGCGCGGGAUUUCGUGGAUCAGGACGUGCGCGAGGUGCUGGAGCGCGUGAUGAUGGGGCGAAGCGCGGCGACGGUGGGCGACGAAGUCGUCGUCGCGUCGACGACGGAUCCGAGCAAGACGUACGAGCUCAAGGUGACGGCGGUGGAACCGGACGACGGUUUCGGCGCGGUGUCUUUACUCGAGACCGACGUAGAGGUCGAGCUCGAACCGAGCGAGGAGUACGAGCGCGUGAUGGAUGAGAUCGCCGCUCGCGAGCGCCGGCGCAAGGAGGAAUUCUUAAAGGCGAAAGAGGCGCUCGCCGAGCGCGAGCGAGCUAAAUUAGCCGAACAAGAGGCGUUCGAGACUCGUAAAGCGACGUUGCGCGCGUCCAUAGCGCCCGAGCCGAGCGCCGCGCGCGGAACGCCGGGCGUAGUGGCGCUUCGAUUUAGUUUGCCGAACGGCGCGGUGAAGACGCGCAAGUUCGACGCGAACGCGUCUACGAUUCGCGACGUGUUCGAUUACGCGCGCAGUUUAGACGACGCGGUGUUGUCGAUGCCCACGUUCGAGCUCACCACGCGCGCCGGGGAAGUCGUGUUGCGGGAAGACGGCGGCGACGCGCCCGCGCUCGCGGCGCUCGACGCGCAAACGUUCUUCGUGCGCGCGUCGUCUUAG